AUGAUCGAGGAUGAAACAGAAGUGGGCCAUCAUAUAGGCGCCGUGGUCGAUGUGACUGAUCGAGAUGGUGUUGUCGAGUUCGGCGAUCGCCUCAAAGUAUUCAAAGGAUUCCGCUUGAAUAAUGGAGGAAUCGCUGAAUGGGAUCGUGCGGGGGCUGGCGUUGACGUCGGCUCAAGGGCAUCAGCAGCUGAUGAUAUUGUGAAGCUCCGAUGGACACUACUGGGUGUGAACGUCGGACCGACAGCCAGUCGAACAAUUGUCGGCCCUGGUCCCGACUCUGACGGCCAGGGUGCAGCCUCUGUAAAAUACAACCGUUCCAUCGUUAGUAUCGGUGGCUAUCAAUCGCAAGGUGCUGGUUACCGUAAUCAGUUUUACAACCAAGGAAACGAGUUCAAGACUCCAUCUCAACGUGCCUGCCCGUGGUGCUUUGCGGUCGACAGCACCUAUCCGGUCCAACAGCGGCUAUUCCCU
Molecule: messenger RNA, 471 nt
Organism: Ostertagia ostertagi
Lineage: Eukaryota; Metazoa; Nematoda; Chromadorea; Rhabditida; Trichostrongylidae
Source: the annotation of a GenBank genome assembly